Messenger RNA from Eptesicus fuscus (big brown bat), 2150 nucleotides. It is a transcript of the gene MPP2, whose product is annotated as MAGUK p55 scaffold protein 2. Gene Ontology annotation, cellular component: plasma membrane; cell-cell junction. The coding region runs from base 2 to 1789 and encodes 595 amino acids. NCBI's taxonomy places the organism in Eukaryota, Metazoa, Chordata, Mammalia, Chiroptera, Vespertilionidae. The record is from RefSeq and is a predicted model, not a curated record. The transcript is spliced from 11 exons. Gene Ontology annotation, molecular function: protein binding.
CAUGCCGGUUGCCGCCACCAACUCUGAGACUGCCAUGCAGCAGGUCCUGGACAACUUGGGCUCCCUCCCCAAUGCCACGGGGGCUGCAGAACUGGACCUGAUCUUCCUUCGCGGCAUUAUGGAAAGUCCCAUAGUAAGAUCCCUGGCCAAGGCCCAUGAGAGGCUGGAGGAGACGAAGCUGGAGGCCGUUCGGGACAACAACCUGGAGCUGGUGCAGGAGAUCCUGCGGGACCUGGCGCAGCUGGCCGAGCAGAGCAGCACAGCCGCUGAGCUGGCCCGCAUCCUCCAGGAGCCUCACUUUCAGGUUUCCUCCAGGCUGGGGUGCAGCUGGGGCAGGCCAUUGGGGGAGGCGCCGGCAGGAAGGGGGAGGUGGAGUGGAAAGGAACUGCAGGGCACUGGCCCAUGGUCCCUUCUCUUCCCACCACCUCCCCAGUCCCUCCUGGAGACCCACGACUCUGUGGCCUCAAAGACCUAUGAGACACCCCCACCCAGCCCCGGCCUGGACCCCACGUUCAGCAACCAGCCGGUGCCUCCUGACGCUGUGCGCAUGGUGGGCAUCCGCAAGACCGCUGGCGAACAUCUGGGCGUGACAUUCCGCGUGGAGGGUGGCGAGUUGGUGAUCGCACGCAUUCUGCACGGGGGAAUGGUGGCUCAGCAAGGCCUGCUGCAUGUGGGUGACAUCAUCAAAGAGGUGAACGGGCAGCCCGUGGGCAGCGACCCCCGGGCGCUGCAGGAGCUCCUGCGCAGCGCCAGCGGCAGUGUCAUCCUCAAGAUCCUGCCCAGCUACCAGGAGCCCCAUCUGCCCCGCCAGGUAUUUGUGAAAUGCCACUUUGACUAUGACCCAGCCCGAGACAGCCUCAUCCCCUGCAAGGAAGCGGGCCUGCGCUUCAACGCUGGGGACUUACUCCAGAUUGUAAACCAGGAUGAUGCUAACUGGUGGCAGGCAUGCCACGUAGAAGGAGGCAGUGCUGGGCUCAUCCCCAGCCAGCUGCUGGAGGAGAAGCGCAAAGCCUUCGUUAAACGGGAUCUGGAGCUGACACCCAACUCAGGGACCCUCUGCGGCAGCCUUUCAGGGAAAAAAAAGAAACGAAUGAUGUAUUUGACCACCAAGAAUGCAGAGUUUGACCGCCACGAGCUGCUCAUUUACGAGGAGGUGGCCCGCAUGCCUCCUUUCCGCCGGAAAACCCUGGUGCUGAUCGGGGCUCAGGGUGUGGGUCGGCGCAGCCUGAAGAACAAGCUCAUCAUGUGGGAUCCGGACCGCUACGGCACCACGGUGCCCUACACAUCCAGGCGGCCCAAAGACUCAGAGCGGGAAGGCCAGGGCUACAGCUUUGUGUCCCGAGCGGAGAUGGAGGCUGACAUCCGUGCUGGGCGCUACCUGGAACAUGGCGAAUACGAGGGCAACCUGUAUGGCACACGUAUCGACUCCAUCCGGGGUGUGGUUGCUGCCGGCAAGGUGUGCGUGCUGGAUGUCAACCCCCAGGCGGUGAAGGUGCUGAGAACAGCUGAGUUUGUCCCUUACGUGGUGUUCAUUGAGGCUCCUGACUAUGAGACCCUUCGGGCCAUGAACCGGGCUGCACUGGAAAGUGGGGUGUCUACUAAGCAGCUCACGGAGGCGGACCUGAGACGGACCGUGGAGGAGAGCAGCCGCAUCCAGAGGGGCUACGGGCACUACUUUGACCUCAGCCUGGUCAACUGCAACCUGGAGAGGACCUUCCGCGAGCUGCAGGCCGCCAUGGAGAAGCUUCGGACGGAGCCCCAGUGGGUGCCUGUCAGCUGGGUGUACUGAGCCUGCUCGACUGGACCUUGUCCCCUCUGGGUUGUGACCCAGAGACCCGGAUCCAUCCCUUUCCCAACCUUGACCCUCAGCCACGGUCCUUCGUUCCAGUCCCUGGGGCUCUGGCUCCCUGGGAAGCAGCUCCUCGAGCAGGCCCCAAGUCUGGCUUCGGCGCAGAGGCAUGCACUGCCAGGGAGGUGGGUGUUCGUGGGGUACCUCUGUGCCCAGGUGCUGCCCCCUCCUGAUGCCCACUGGCCACCAGAUGUUCCUCUCUGAGGGCCACGCUGUGCCCGGACUGUGUCAGAGUCACCUCCCGGGACUCAGACCAGAGACGAGGAGGGCUGCUUUGGGACCACGUGGUCAGGAGGUGCAC